GCUGAUAAGGACAGUGGUUUACUACUUUUUGUGGGGGAACUUUUCCAUACAUCAGCCCUACCCUGUUUCCCUCACUGGCAGCUACAAAAGGCAUCUCAAAGCCUUAUCAAAACACUCACAGAGCCAAAGGCAGCAGGACAGGAGACUUAUUUUGUCAGUACACUGGCAAGGACACAUUUUCUUUACUAGCAGUUGUUGGUUGAAGUUUUUUACACUUUGUCCCUCCCAUUGGACACACCCUCUUUAGGAAAGCAUUCACCGACCUAAAGGCUCCUGUAGGAAAUUUUUUUUUUCAGUACACUUCAGAAACAUCAGGAGGCUUUUUUUUUUAGAUCAUGGGGAUAUUUGAUCUUUUUCUCCAAUCCUCCAGUUCUGGCCCCCUGCUGGGGGCUCUGGUGGUCCUGCUGCUUGUCUACUUCAUCUCUUCCAGCUUUAGCUCCCAGGAAAAGGGGAAGGAUCCUCCAGGACCAAAACCACUUCCCUUACUCGGCAACCUGCUGCAGCUUGACCUCAAGAGACCCUAUAAGACAUUACUGGAGCUUUCCAAGAAAUAUGGUUCAGUGUUCACCGUCUAUUUUGGAACCAAGAAAGUGGUGGUCCUGGCUGGAUACAAGACUGUGAAGGAAGCACUUGUCAGUCAUGCUGAAGAGUUUGGAGACAGAGACCAAGUGUAUAUUGUGGAAGAAUUUAACCAAGGACAUGGGGUUUUAUGGUCAAAUGGUGAUUCCUGGAAAGACAUGAGGCGCUUCGCCUUGACAAACCUGAGAGAUUUUGGGAUGGGCAAGAGGGCAUGUGAGGACAAAAUCGCAGAGGAAUGUGACUACCUCAUUGAAGUGUUUAAGAAAUUUAAAGGAAAAGCUUUUGAUACAACCCAACCAAUUAACUAUGCAGUCUCUAAUAUUAUCUGCUCCAUUGUAUAUGGCAGCAGAUUUGAAUAUGAUGACCCAGAGUUUACAUCACUGGUGGAUCGAACAAACAGAAAUAUUCAACUUGUGGGCUCCCCGUCAAUUCAGAUCUACAACCUGUUUCCAUGGAUUGGUAAAUGGUUUCAUAACAGGAAGGAAAUCCAGAAGUUGACUAUGGCCAACAGGCAACAGAACUUGCGACUGUUCAGUCGUUUGAAGGAAACCCUCAAUCCACAGAUGUGCAGAGGGUUUGUGGAUGCCUUUCUGGUCCGAAAGCAAAAUCUGGAGGAAUCUGGGACCAACAGUCACUUCCACAGUGAAAACCUGUUGGCUACAGUUCUUAAUCUCUUUGCUGCCGGCACUGAUACAACAGCAACUACACUGAGAUGGGGACUUCUGCUUAUGGCCAAGUAUCCAAAAACACAGGACCAGGUCCAGGAGGAGCUGAGCAGGGUGAUAGGAAGUCGACAGGUUCAGCUUGAGGACAGGAAGAACCUGCCCUUCACUGACGCUGUCAUCCAUGAGACACAGAGACUAGCCAAUAUCGUCCCCAUGUCGCUUCCUCACAGAACAAGCCGAGACAUCACUUUCCAGGGUCACUUCAUUAAAAAGGGGACCACAGUGUAUCCUCUCUUAACAUCUGUUCUGUAUGAUGAGAGUGAGUGGGAGAAGCCAUACAGUUUUUAUCCUGCUCACUUUCUGGACAAAGAUGGGAAGUUUGUCAAGCGAGAUGCCUUCAUGCCUUUUUCUGCAGGUCGCAGGGCUUGUCUUGGAGAGAGUCUAGCUAAAAUGGAGCUCUUUAUCUUCUUCCCCACCCUCCUGCAACACUUUCGUUUCUCCCCUGCACCGGGAGUUUCAGAGGAUGAACUGGAUCUGACUCCACGUGUGGGCUUCACCCUCAACCCUUCACAUCAUGAACUGUGUGCUGUUUCCUGUAUGUGAGCAGUAGGGCUUGAAAAAGCUACCUUGCCCACUGUCCUGACUUCAACUCAACCCAGCAAUUCAUUCAAGAAUAGAUUAUACUUAAUAUAGUGUUAUUGCAUGUAGUGCAACGGCACUGAAUAUGUUCAAUAUCAAUGAUGUAAUAAAUUACAUUUUCACUUUGGCUUGAUAGGUGACUGAAAUUCAAGAUUCAUAUUGAACAUUUGACCAAAAAAAAAAAAAAAA
This is a messenger RNA of Morone saxatilis (striped sea-bass), 2072 nucleotides long. Its product is annotated as cytochrome P450 2K1-like. Lineage: Eukaryota; Metazoa; Chordata; Actinopteri; Moronidae. Gene Ontology annotation, molecular function: iron ion binding; heme binding; oxidoreductase activity, acting on paired donors, with incorporation or reduction of molecular oxygen, reduced flavin or flavoprotein as one donor, and incorporation of one atom of oxygen. Gene Ontology annotation, biological process: xenobiotic metabolic process. The record is from RefSeq and is a predicted model, not a curated record. The coding region runs from base 336 to 1847 and encodes 503 amino acids. The transcript is spliced from 9 exons. Gene Ontology annotation, cellular component: cytoplasm; intracellular membrane-bounded organelle.